AUGGGACAGGCACCGAUAUCUGAAUGUAGUGUUGGUACAGGUGCUCAGGUUUCUACUUGGCGAUUAAAAGGUAGCGGCUUGGGACCGAACCCAUAUCAAGAUUGUUAUAUGCCGUCAUUUGUUACAUUAGUAAGAAACGAGUAUGUUUAUUACAGAUUUAAAGUUAGUAAUAAAUGGAUGGUUGAAGCAGAAAUAUGGUUGUAUGAUGUUGAAACAAAAGACCGAGCUUGUUUGAUUUACUCUGACAAUUUCAUAAUGGCACCAUUAGAUGGUGGUAUAACAUGGAAUUCUACAACGGUUGGCACUCAUUAUACAAUGGCAAUUGGUUAUCCAAAGAUAAAUUUUUUGACAACCAUACAGUUUAAUAGUACGUCACAACCAUAUGCGUCACACUUCAAUAUCUACGUGUGGCUGUCAAGUUCUUUGGUUGCUAAUUCAAUAGGUAUAUGUAGGCAGUCUGAUCCAGACUGUCGACCAACAGAAAUAAUAAGUACCACUACGAAAACAACAACAACGACAACAAGUACCACUACAGUUACAACAUCAACAACAACAAGUACCACUACAGUUACGACAUCAACAACAACUACCAAUGCACAAACAACAACGGCUACUUCUGUUGCUUCUUUCAAGUGUGCUAUUUAUGAAAAUAUGUAUAUUCAAACAUGGCAUCAUACAAAUGAAGCUUCACCACCUAUUAAAAACUGUGCUGGUUCUUCAGGAAACUUUGAAAUAGUCAAAAAUAAGUUUGUUCGAUAUACACUUCGUACAACUGGUUCUAGCAUUGAUGAAUUAACACUCAUCUUGUUCGAUGAAUUAUCCACGAAAGCAAUUUGUACUGUUUCAGCUGUUGGUCAAGAUUUUGGUUGGAUGGAUUGUGAAGAGAAUGACAUUAAUCCUUCUUUGAUAACAACAGCAACACAUGAAACAUUGACUGUAUACUAUGCCAAAGGAAAUUUUACAACAAUUGUAACGCAUGAUAUUGGAUUUAAUGUUGGUCGAUUCGUAAUUAAUGUGUAUCAAAGCUCCGAAUUAGCUACUCAUUCAACUGGUAUUUGUAAUUUAUCGUCGUCGUGUGCUGCUAAUGGGCGUAUCUAA
Messenger RNA from Adineta steineri, 1098 nucleotides. The record is from the annotation of a GenBank genome assembly. NCBI's taxonomy places the organism in Eukaryota, Metazoa, Rotifera, Eurotatoria, Adinetida, Adinetidae.